This is a messenger RNA of Astyanax mexicanus (Mexican tetra), 4941 nucleotides long. RefSeq names its product dolichol kinase (gene dolk). The transcript has 2 exons. Gene Ontology annotation, molecular function: dolichol kinase activity. Bases 304 to 1878 code for a protein of 524 amino acids. NCBI's taxonomy places the organism in Eukaryota, Metazoa, Chordata, Actinopteri, Characiformes, Acestrorhamphidae. Gene Ontology annotation, cellular component: endoplasmic reticulum membrane. The record is from RefSeq and is a predicted model, not a curated record. Gene Ontology annotation, biological process: dolichyl monophosphate biosynthetic process.
UCAUCCCACGUGACCCAGCUGUCAAAUAUGGCCGCCCCCCCACCCGUGUUCGGAGCUCGACAUCGAUCACAUAUCAUCAGCAAAGAUCUCGGUAGCGGUGAAACGCGGACAGAUCCUCUCCCCUCGGGUCUCCGGUCCUGAAUGCUGGUAGAAGGUGGAGCGGAAUGCACUGGGGAUGCUGAACUCUAAACAAAUGAGACUUUGACAGAUCUAAAAGCUGCAAAGUCUUGAAGCAAGUGCUACAUUCUAGGAAGUCCUAGGAAACUUCUCCAAUUCUAGUACGCACACCCAUAUCGCACAAUCAUGCAGACAGACCCGGUCUUGGUGGAGUCCAUGGUGGUCUUUUCCAUUGUGCUGUGUGUGCACAUGGCUGUGUGGACCCAACUCUCAUGGUGCUGCAUUGCCCUGGCCGUCCAGGCCUUCUAUGUCCAGCACAAAUGGGACCGUCUCCUGCGGACCGGUGCUGCAGUAUUCCAGUUCCGCCCCUCGGCCAACAGCGGCGUCCUGCCUGCCAGCAUGGUCCUGCCCCUGCUGGGGCUGGCCCUGAGAGGUCGCUGUGUCACUGUUGGGAAUGUCUACUUUGAGCGCUUCGCCAUGGUGAUUACAGUAACUGGGAUGAUGCUGGCGCUGUUUCUGUCGCUCAUUGCCUUGGGCAUCACCCGGCCGGUGCCUACCAACACUUGCGUGAUUGCGGGUAUUGCAGCCAGCGCCAUCCUCUAUACAGUCAAGCAAACACUAACUGUGUCGGAGGUAAUCGAGGUUCUGGAGGUGUUGCUGAUCUUCGUCUACCUUAGCCUCAUCCUCCUCUACCUCCUGCCACGAUGCUUCACGCCUGGAGAGGCACUCCUGAUCCUGGGUGGAAUCAGUUUCAUCAUUAACCAGCUCAUCAAACGUUCGCUGGCUGGCACAGCCAAUGCAAACGGCGACCCCCUGCACUUCUUUCUCCCUGUGGCUGCGGUGGGCUGUGUGCUGCUGGGCGUAUUCUUUGCUGUCCUCUUCCUCUUCAUGGAGUCUGAGACCUGGUCCGCAUCCGUCUUCUUCCACCUGAUGACUGCUGUGCUGGGCUUGGGACUGCUGGUGCCAUGGCUGUCCCUGCUCACCCAGCACCACCCAGUCGCCUGGAUAUUCCACUUCCUCACCCUCAGCAACACUCGCCUCUGGUUGCUUGCAUACUGGAGCAUCCUCACAAUGGUGGCCAUUGCUGUGGUGCUGCGCCAAAACAGCCGGCGCACAGGGAGCAGCAAGAAACCACAGGCGUCCACGGCAGUGAGGAAGUACUUUCACCUGCUGGUGGUGCUGACCUUCGCGCCCGGCCUUGCUUUGGACCGGCCUCUGCUGCACCUGGCCGCCGUGGUUUGCCUCGCCGCCUUCCUCUUCCUAGAGCUGGUACGCUUCUUCCGUAUCCGGCCGCUAGGUGCACCCUUGCGCCGUCUGCUCACACUUUUCUUGGACGAGAGGGACUCCGGACCCCUGAUCCUCACACAUAUCUACCUGCUGCUGGGCGUCUCCUUGCCCCUGUGGCUGACUCCCGGACCCUGCACCCCCAAAGGUGGCCUGGGAGGAGCGGGAGGGCUGGUGCCCUAUGCCGGUGUCCUAGCUGUGGGGAUCGGGGACACAGUGGCAUCUGUUUUUGGAAGCACGGUGGGUGAGAUCCGCUGGCCGGGCACCAAGAAAACGUUUGAAGGUACAGCCACAUCUGUGUUUGCACAGGUCAUCGCAGUGGCCAUUUUCCUGAUCGCUGAUGCCAGCAUAAACCUAAAUGCCAGUUACUCCUGGGUGGUCGGGUCCAUCGCAAUGGUAGCAAUGUUAGAAGCAUAUACGUUGCAAAUUGACAAUCUGCUGCUCCCCCUGUAUUUAUACGUACUGUUGCUGUUAUGAGCAUGCAUGCGCAUAAACAUUCUUACACGAUAUAACACUAUACAAAUGCAGUACAUGCACUCUGUUGUGAAGAUGCAUAAUUGUAACAGCUAAAACACACACAGCUUUGUAUGUGAAGUAUUCCUGGAAAUCUUGACCAGUUGUAGAUGAUGGAUAUAUUUGUUUAUUUAUAAUGAUGCUGAACGUCAUACCUCCCCCUUAAAGGAGAACUUUGGUGUAAAACUAACUUUUGGUGUAGUAAAACAUGAUAAAGAGUACUUACCUUUGUUGAAAAGAAUCCAAAUAGAAAUACCAAUUAGGUUUGGAGCUACUUUGAGCCUGGAUAAAGUUGUAAAAAGCUAUUUAUCUGCAGGGGCAAGUGUAUGCCCCGAAGUUCCCAUUGUAAAAAGUGCUGGGCAAAAAGCACAAAAUUACUUUAUCUCAGAAAGCUCCAGGAGAACAGAGGUGGGUUAUUCAACAAAGGUUAGUACUCUUAAUUAUGUUCUACUACACGAAAAAAAAAGAAAUUUACACUGAAGUUCUCCUUUAAUUUAGUCCACUCCAACUCUGGAUAGUAAAUUUGUAACUGUAUUAGAAUGGCCUAUAUACGCAGUACUUACAGGUACAAUGAAGAACCUGGGCACCUCUGUAACAGGUACAGUUUCGAGCAUGCAAUAAAUAUCAAUACUUUGUUCUUCAAAGAAACUGUACGUAAGCCAUGUUCAGAGGUGUUUAGGAGUUGGGUACCACGUUUGGAUUGUUCAUGGACUUCAGUGACUUCAGUUGUGGUUGGACAGGAUUCUCGAUAACACUCACUCUAACUAUUGCAGUAAUUACACCAACAUGUACACUUACAAUGUAAUACACGGCAUUUACAUUGUGAUACUCACACUGCAAACAGUUAUGCCCUAGCAAACCACAAAGCAGCAAUACAGGAAGCCCUUUAUCCAUGAGAGCUACCACAGAACCUUCUAACAACACAGUAGAAUUAAUCUCAGACACAAAAGCAACCACUCAACAACCCACAAUCACCACAGGUAUUACCACAGCCAUCACUUAACAGCUGCUCUGUUAUGCUCUACCAACCACAUAGCAACACUACAGCAAUUACAACACCAUAACAUCCAUAUCAAAUAUAACAGCACCCAACGCUCACCUAAAAUAUCCACAGAAAGCACUCAUUAUCCAUAAGAGAUAUCAUAGAAAUGAUCUAAAAACGUUCAUCUUGAAUACUGUAAUAACCACAUAGAAAACCACAAGCACCACCUAAAACACCACAGCAACCACCGAACAGCUGCCUAUCAAUGCUAUAGCAGCCAUCCAAAAUACUGAAGGUACCAACUAACAACUUACAACCUGGCAUCCACUUGUAGUACCACAUGAGCCACCUAGGAUUUGCGCAGCAUUGUCUUUGACAUUCCAGGUUAUAUCAUCUCAGUUUUUUACAAAUACAAAAGUGAAGUAGAAUGCUCCAAAAAAACAAAUGUUCCCCUCUAUUUGUUUCUUCAGAGUUCAAAUGUUACUACUCUUUAACAGUUCAGACUGGGCUUGGUGUGAAAUGGUGCAUCGUAGAAAAGCUUAUCAGAAAAGAGGAUUUCUUUACAAUGGUGGAGAAUGUAACUAGACAUUGCUGUGACUACAACACUUUAUUCAUAUAUUUAUAUAGCCACUUAAUUCGCUGUCCAAAACCACCAGUGAACCUAUGUUUGCUUUAUAUGAAAUGUUGAUAGUGGAAAAACAGAAACAAAUCUAAAAAGAAUUUCUGUGGGCAUUAUUUUGCAGGUGCCCCUCCACCUUAAAUAAUUUAAGCUAAAACCUUUCUGAAAACAGUGCUAGAACACAUUCAUCAGGCAGUGUGUUCAUAACUAUUUUAAUAUUAAAAAUAAUAAUAAAGAUGGGUACCUAAAUGUGAGUUUUCUUUAUAAUUAACUUUAUUUGGCUCCUUCUUUCCAAGUUGAAUUUAUGUCUGUUAUAUUUCACCAGUAUUGCUUUCCUCUCGAUGUAGAGUAGGUGGGCCUAAAAGUGGGUCAUGUUUAUGUCGGCAUACUCUUGGCCAACUAGAAAUCUGACAUGGCUCCAACCUCUCUUUGAGCCUAAGCAACCUAGAGAGCUAAAGGUAAAGCUGCAGCUAAAAUCUUAAGAGUUAAAGCUAAACCUGGAGUGUUAAAGCUACACUUCCAAAGCUGAUCUCACAGAAAGGCAGAGAACGCAUUGUUGACUUUUGCAGAUGACCUUAUUAUAUGUCUGCUUUGUGUCUUUUUUAUUUCUAACUUGUUUAGUAUUAUACAAAACAAAUCAAUUUAUCAAAAUGUGUUCCCAAAGGCUAUAAACUCUUCAGACAUCUGGUUCAGUUCACCACCACUGUAAACAAUUACCAGUCAACAAGGGUCAUUUUGGUAUUCAGGGUGAGCCAUCAAACAUAUUCAGAUUAGUUUGGUCAGGAAAGUUUUUGAAUUAAAUCAUGGGCUUUAUUAUAAACCACAUACAUACACAUACAGUAUAAACACAUACAAAACCAUCUUCUCAAGCAUGCAAGAAAAAAAGUGGUUCCGCAAUACUUACAAUACACAUUUCAUAUAAUCCAGCAUAGCUUCAACUCUUCUGUUUCAGAGUCCUGGAAGCAGAGGGAUGCCUAUGAAGAACAUGACUAUCUUUGUUUUUUAUUUUAUUUUAUUUGAAUGCUGGAUGUUGUAUUCUGGUUAUACUGAUGUAAUAAUACAUGUCUAUAAUGCAAAACAGACAGACUGAAUCUAGAACUUCUUUGCCUUGUAUUUUGAUUCUGGAAUUGUACUGAAAGCCGUGAGUAAAUGUACACGUGUAGAACUGUAAGAUACUCCUUUGUUGCACAGAUCUGAGACCAGCUUUAAUGUACAUGGUGUCCUGAUGAAUGUCCAGAACAUUCUGUUGGAUCUUGACAUUUUGUUAAUUUCUAAGAAUAGAAAUAAUCUCAGAUUUUCUUUUUUCUCUUGUUCAGUAUUUUGUAAAGCAUUUCAGUUCAGCGGGUCGAGCAGCUGUGCUGAAGUUUAAGUUGUGUCUUCAGUUGUUUUUCAUUGAAUGAAUUCAAUAAACUAUUGUUUUGUUUCA